AUGGCCUCCGAUCCCGAGGAAGACGACCUUUCAGACCUGGACGAUGUCCUCGACGAGUUCUCCAACCUCAAAACCGACUCCAAACCUGCCACAGCGCCCGCUCCCGACCCUUCAGGACCCGGCAGGCCGCCCCCCGACGAAGCCCUCAUCAAUGAUCCCGAUGAAUUCGCAAAGCAGCUCCAGAAGGAAAUGGAGCAGCUGCUCGGGCAGGGUGAUUUCCAGAAGCAAUUCGACGAUAUUAUAAAAGAGAUGGGCGAUGUUGUGGGGCCGAGCCAAGAAGGAGAAGGUGCAAAAGAAGGCGCGGCGUCCUCAAGCAAGACAGAAACCGAGGCCGCCAAAAAGGGUGAAGAUUCCUUCCAGGAAACAAUCCGCCGUACAAUGGAGCGCAUGCAGGAAUCCGGGGACGCAGCGUCAGCGGCAGCCGCCACCUCCUCUCAAGACGAUAUCCUCGCCCAGAUGCUAAAGGAGAUGGAACAGGGCGGAUUUGGCGGAGAAGGAAGCGAAGAAGACUUCAGCAAGAUACUGAUGGGCAUGAUGGAGCAAUUAACUAACAAGGACAUCCUGUACGAGCCAAUGAAAGAACUAAACGACAAAUACCCGGCGUGGAUGGAAAAGAACAAGGGAAAGGUGGAGGAAAAGGAUUUGAAGCGGUAUGAGGAGCAGCAGGUGCUGGUGCAGGAGAUUACGGCGCGGUUUGAGCGGAAGGGAUUUUCCGAUGAGAAUGCGCAGGACAGGGAGUAUAUCGUUGAGCGGAUGCAGAAGAUGCAAGCUGCAGGCUCUCCACCGCCAGACCUCGUCGGCGAUAUGAACGCUGCCCAGGAAGCACUCCAAGAGAUCGACCAAGGAUGUCCUACACAGUAA
This is a messenger RNA of Trematosphaeria pertusa, 861 nucleotides long. RefSeq names its product Pex19 protein. Bases 1 to 861 code for a protein of 286 amino acids. The record is from RefSeq and is a predicted model, not a curated record. Gene Ontology annotation, biological process: protein import into peroxisome membrane. The transcript is spliced from 3 exons. Gene Ontology annotation, cellular component: peroxisomal membrane; peroxisome. NCBI's taxonomy places the organism in Eukaryota, Fungi, Ascomycota, Dothideomycetes, Pleosporales, Trematosphaeriaceae.